AUGGCCGAAAAUACGGAGCGCCGUUCUGGUCAUAAUAAUGUUUCAGAAUCUAUGGAACACAAUGUCAGCAACAAUAAACAAAUUCCAUCUUGCACUGUAACACAGGCAGAUGUAUACAAUAAAGGUAACAAACCUGUAAAACAGUUUGUGUCUGUUCCAGAUUAUGAUCAAAACAGUGUAGAUUAUAAUGUAUAUGACGGGCAAAAUGAGUUUGAUUUUGAUCUGAGUUAUUUAGACAACCCAGAGCCCUCACCUUCAAUCCCAGGUAUUAAUCCAAAUGAUGCCUUCAAAGAUGUUUUUGAUAGUAAAGCUUUGCAAAUUACCAUAGAUAAUGAUCUGAAAGAGGACAAUGAUUUGUGGGAUAUCCCCCAAUUAAAUUCAACAGAAAAAACAGGUCCUAAAGUUAACGAUGGAUUGGCUAAAGCUGUAAAUGCAGCAAUAUCUGUUAGGUCUGACAAAGAAGCUAUGACUGAGUUGCAAAAACAAUAUGCACGUCCAGAGAAUUGUAAUCUCAAAGUCCCAUGUGUAAAUAAAGAAAUCUGGGAUGUUAUGGGGAAAAAUGCCCAUGCAGUUGAUUUAAACUUACAAAUAAUCCAGAAAUCUAUUGCAACAGGGUUAAUUCCCCUUGUUCAGAUGGCAGAAUCUCUGAUUAGUAAACAAGAUACGGAAUCAGUUAAAAACAAAAAGAUGCUUGGUGAUGCCAUUAGCAUGCUAGGAAACAGUUUUUACAAUUUAUCUAUGAAACGCAGAAAUGAAAUCAAAUCAUGUCUGACCCCUAGAUACAAGAAAAUUGUUUCCGCUGAAAUUCCACUAACUGAUCAACUUUUUGGGGACAAUUGUAUGUCAAAACUGAAAGAAAUGGGGGACAUAAAUAAACACCCUAUUGGUAUUAAAUCCCCAUUCUGGGAUUCAAAACCCAAAAAUAACUUGCCAUUUACAAAAAACUACAGCAAUCAAAAUUAUGCCAGUCAAAUACAAAGGUACAACAAUGCAUACCGCGGCAGAGGCAGGUCAAGAUUCAUGACCAUGAACAGUACCCAGAGAGGUCGAAGUCAGAAACAGUACAUGAAUACGACAAAGAAGUACUACAAGUAA
Messenger RNA from Saccostrea cuccullata (small rock oyster), 1095 nucleotides. RefSeq lists its product as uncharacterized. The record is from RefSeq and is a predicted model, not a curated record. The transcript has a single exon. Lineage: Eukaryota; Metazoa; Mollusca; Bivalvia; Ostreida; Ostreidae. Bases 1 to 1095 code for a protein of 364 amino acids.